This is a messenger RNA of Arabidopsis thaliana (thale cress), 1379 nucleotides long. RefSeq names its product Disease resistance protein (TIR-NBS class). Bases 53 to 1195 code for a protein of 380 amino acids. The transcript has 2 exons. Lineage: Eukaryota; Viridiplantae; Streptophyta; Magnoliopsida; Brassicales; Brassicaceae. The record is from RefSeq and is marked reviewed.
AUCUUCCAAAGUUUGAAAGUAAAAAAACCGAUGUUUAUUUUGAUUCAGUCCAAUGUAUUCAUCAUCGUCUUCUUCUUCAGCUACUCCACAAAAGUUCGACGUCUUUCUGAGUUUCAGAGGCAAGGACACUCGCAGGACCUUCAUUAGCUUUCUUUACAAAGAACUCAUUGAAAUGGGUAUUCGAACUUUCAAAGACGACGUUGAACUCCAGAGUGGUCGUCGGAUUGCUUCAGAUCUCCUCGCCGCGAUCGAAAACUCCAAAAUCGCCGUUGUGAUUAUCUCAAAGAAUUACUCUGCGUCUCCCUGGUGUCUCCAAGAGCUAGUGAUGAUCAUGGAUGUCGAAAAGAAGGGUUCCAUCAUCGUUAUGCCAAUCUUUUACAACGUCGAGCCUGCUCAUGUGAGAAGACAAAUCGAACAGGUCGCUAAACAGUUUAGGAAACAUGAAGGAAGGGAAAAUUAUGAGACUGUGGUGUCAUGGAGACAAGCUCUGACCAAUUUGGCCAGUAUCUCCGGCCAUUGUUCUCGUGAUUGCGAAGAUGACUCGAAGCUACUCGAUGAGAUAACCAAGAGAAUUUCUGACAUGUUAUUCUCGGUAACACCACCAAGUGAGAGCAUCAAUAACCAACUUGGAUUUGAUGCACGCAUGAAAGAGUUGUAUCCAUUGUUGGAUUUGGAUUCUAAUGAAGGUGUGAGAGUGGUUGGAAUUUGGGCAAGAGGAGGUAAUGGAAGAUCAGCUCUAGCUAGAUACGUUUAUCAAAAGAUCUUUAAGAAAUUCCAAAGUCAUUGUUUUCUCGAAAACGUCAAAGGGAUCCCUCACGAUUGUCAAAUGUCGAAUCUAAGAGACGAGUUUCUUAUCAGGAUUCAAGGAGGGUACUCGAGGAUGAAGACCUCAGGGUUGAUAAAAAAAAGGCUCAUGAGUCAGAAAGUUCUACUUGUGGCUAACAAUGUCGACAAACUCGAACAGUUAGAUGCUCUUGCAGAAUAUUUUAACUGUUUUGGUCCAGGGAGCAUAGUGCUCAUAACUACACAAGACAAACAACUUCUUGUUGCGUUUGGGAUAAAGGUUGUGUAUGAAGUUGAGUGCUUGAGAUGCUUUGAAGUUCGUCAACUGUUUCGUCAAAUCGGCUUUAGGGAAAGAGAUCUUAAUGUCGGUUCCGAGUUGUCUUCACCUAUAUCCGGGACUGAAUCUUCUUGAAUGGUAACUCUGUUUCUGGUCCUUCUGGAAUAACCCUUAGAAGCACUUCCUAGGGUAAACCGUUAGGCUUAUUAUACCUAAGACUUACGAAGAUUUAGCUUAAGAUUAGGGAUUGUUUGCUAGUUACUGGUAUAAGGAAUUAAAUUAAUCUCCAUUGAUCCAAUAACAAUGCAUGUACAAAGUU